GGGAGCCCCCGGGCACUUUAAGAAGGGGGCGGGCCCCGGGACGGUGGCCCCUGGAGCUGUUGCCGCGGGGACGGGGCGGUGACGCGGCCUCAGGGCGGAAGUGAGAAACUUGUCGGCGUCCCGAGCCGAGUUGACUGAGUGGUGUGCGCGGCGCGGCGAUGGGGGGCUCGGGCAGUCGCCUCUCUAAGGAGCUGCUGGUGGAAUAUCAGGACUUGACGUUCUUGACUAAGCAAGAGAUCCUCUUAGCCCACAAGCGGUUUUGUGAGCUGCUUCCUCAGGAUCAUCGGAGUGUGGAGGAGUCACUGCAGACACGAGUGUCUUUCCAACAGAUCCUCAGCCUUCCAGAGCUCAAGGCCAACCCCUUCAAGGAGCGAAUCUGUAGGGUCUUUUCCACAUCCCCAACCAGAGACAGCCUGAGCUUUGAGGAUUUCCUGGACCUCCUCAGUGUAUUCAGCGACACAGCAACCCCAGACAUCAAGUCCCACUAUGCCUUCCGCAUCUUUGACUUUGAUGAUGAUGGAACCUUGAACAGAGAAGACCUGAGGCAGCUUGUGAACUGCCUCACGGGAGAGGGUGAGGACACACGGCUCAGUGCCUCAGAGAUGAAGCAGCUCAUUGACAAUAUCCUGGAAGAGUCUGACAUUGAUAGGGAUGGGACCAUCAAUCUCUCUGAGUUCCAGCAUGUCAUCUCCCGUUCACCAGAUUUUGCCAGCUCCUUUAAGAUUGUCCUGUGA
Orycteropus afer afer is the source of this 734-nucleotide messenger RNA. RefSeq names its product calcium and integrin binding 1 (gene CIB1). Lineage: Eukaryota; Metazoa; Chordata; Mammalia; Tubulidentata; Orycteropodidae. The record is from RefSeq and is a predicted model, not a curated record. Gene Ontology annotation, molecular function: calcium ion binding.